Messenger RNA from Pristis pectinata (smalltooth sawfish), 10612 nucleotides. RefSeq names its product Dmx-like 2 (gene dmxl2). NCBI's taxonomy places the organism in Eukaryota, Metazoa, Chordata, Chondrichthyes, Rhinopristiformes, Pristidae. Gene Ontology annotation, molecular function: protein binding. Gene Ontology annotation, biological process: vacuolar acidification. Gene Ontology annotation, cellular component: RAVE complex. The record is from RefSeq and is a predicted model, not a curated record.
CGAGCGCAGCGGCAGUGCUGGCGCCUCAGAGCGGCUGAGGGGAAAGACCUGUGUCGUUCCCUCACCUUCGUCGUGAGGCGGGGUGUGUGUGUGUGGAAGGGAAGUGCACACAUUUAUAUAAAUACAAAAAAAAAUAAAUAAAGCCGCCUUCGUCGUGAGGGAGGGCGCGGCGGUGACCCGUUCAGGGAUGUUGUGAGGGAAGCUGCUGGCGCCUGGGCCGUCACGAUGCAUCUCCAUCAGGUGCUGACCGGAGCUGUCAACCCCGGCGACAACUGCUACUCGGUCGGGGGCGUCGAUGACAUCCCGUUCACGGCGUAUGCUUCAGGAUGUGACAUAGUCAUUUUAGGAAGUGACUUUGAAUGUGUUCAGAUCAUCCCUGGUGCUAAACAUGGAAAUAUCCAAGUUGGCUGUGUGGAAUGUUCCCUUCAGCAAGGCCGGAUUGCUGCUUCAUAUGGGAACACUGUUUGCAUUUUUGAGCCAAUACCAUUAAGGCAUUACAAAAGAAAACUUGUCCUAAACUAUCAAUGGCAGAAAAGGGGGCAGUUUUUCCUUCAGUCCAUGGCAUACAACUUGGCUUGGGAUCCACAAGGUAAUCAAUUAUUGACAGCUACAGAUCAUCUGCAGUUAUGGUCACCUCCCACUGAUGACAUUCUAGAGGAAGAAAGUGCUGAGGAUUGCAAAUUACAACCAGAUUUAAAUGACUGGAAAUGUAACUGGCAGUGCAAGACUGCUAUUCCAAUAUAUCUCAUGAAGUGGUCCCCUGAUGGAGAAUACUUUGCAACAGCAGGAAAGGAUGACUCCCUUCUGAAAGUAUGGUAUCUGACUGCAGGAUGGAAAUCUGCAGUUAUAAGUGGAGAAAUUCCUGGGGAUAAAAGUGCUUCUACAGCUAUAGACUUUUCCUUUGUAUAUCUGGCGCAUCCUCGUGCAGUAACAGGAUUUUCAUGGCGGAAGACCAGUAAAUAUAUGCCAAGGAGCUCUGUGUGCAAUGUGCUUCUGACUUCAUGUCAAGAUGGUAUCUGCCGGCUGUGGGCUGAAACAUUAUUGCCAGAAGAUAGUCUUUUUGGAGGACAAGUGGCAGAGACUACCAUCAGUAUGUCAACCAGCAAUCUCUCUCACGGUGGAGGUCAGAAGGACAAAAUCCAGCAUGCUCUGGAGACAAUUCAUCAUUUGAAGCAUCUAAGUGGGCGUCGCAGAUCUUCAGUCCUGACUGCCCAUAUGGAAGUUUUGCCAAGCCAGCUUGGAACACACGAAGUCCACAGACAAAUUUCACACUAUGCUAAUGCGCUUUGCCACUUCCAUAUUGCAGCAAGCAUUAAUCCGAAUACAGAUAUUCCACCAGCACUAGCUGGAACAGCUUUAAACAUCGAAGAAGGUGGUGGAAAUUUUGUGGUUCAUUGGCUGAACAACAAAGAGCUACAUUUUACAUCGUCUAAAAUAUUCAUGGAGCAUUUGAGGAAACUCGCAGAUCAGCAGAUGGAGGAUGAGGUUGACAUUGUCAGUCAGAAUGGAUUGAAAGUGAAACUAGACACUGAACAAGAAGAAACUUCAGAGAAGGGAUCAGAAUAUGAUAUUGAAGAGGCUGAACAAGAUGCAAGAAUCAAAAUAUCUUCACCAUCUUAUGCUGGAGUUCCACUACCCACCAUUUUGUUAGAUCGAAAAAUUGAAGCACUGCAAACUGAGUGGAACAAGAAUGCCGAUAUGCUGUUUACGAUCCAUCCUAUAGAUGGUUCAUUUUUAGUGUGGCAUGUGAAGUAUUUAGAUGAGUACCAUCGAAUAUUCAGACAAUUGCAGGUUGCAUUUUCAUCUCGGAUUCCUGUUGCUUUUCCUACUGGUGAUGCCAACUCACUCAGCAGAAAUAUAAUGAUGUAUGCAUGCACUGUUACAAAUGUUAAGCAUCUACCUGAUAAUGAUCCAAGAAUCAAUGGAGUGACCCAUUGUGUGAAUGGUUCAAAAAUAAAUAUCGUCACUCCAUCUGUUAUGAUGAUUUCAAAACACAUUGAUGGAUCAUUAAAUCAGUGGGCAGUAACUUUUGCUGAAGAAUCUGCCUUUAGCACAGUUCUGAUUGUAUCACACAAAUUCAGAUAUUGUGGACAUCGUUUUCACCUAAAUGAUUUGGCUUGCCAUUCAGUGCUACCCUUGCUGUUGACUUCUUCACAUCACAAUGCUCUCAUGACACCUGAAUCUGACGUUAAAGAAAAGAUCCAGAUAGAACCUGUGAAAUCCUUAAAAGGGCCAAGAACGCAACAGGUUAAAAAUGCUGCCACACGAACAUUUCAUGAUCCUAAUGCCAUCUACAGUGAACUAAUCCUAUGGCGUAUGGACCCAAUUGGACCAUUAUCAUAUUCUGGGGGCGUUUCGGAGUUGGCACGUAUCAAUUCCCUGCACACUUCAGCCUUUUCAAAUGUAGCCUGGCUUCCAACAUUGAUCCCGAGCUAUUGCCUUGGCACAUACUGCAACUCUGCCAGUGCUUGCUUUGUUGCUUCUGAUGGUCAGAAUCUCAGGCUUUACCAGGCUGUUGUUGAUGCAAGGAAACUUCUGGACGAACUCUCUGAUCCAGAAAUAUCCAAACUUGUUGGAGAAGUAUUCAACAUAGUAAGCCAGCAAUCAACAGCUCGUCCAGGUUGCAUUAUUGAACUGGAUGUAAUAACAGCUCAGUGUGGCUCGCACACACAACUACUUCAUGUAUUCCAAGAAGAUUUUAUCCUGGGAUAUAAGCCACAGGAAGAAAAAAUUAAUAAGGAGCAGGAAUUUUCUUUUACUCAACCCACACAAGGAUAUCAUGCACCAUCAUUCUCCGAAAAGUUCUACCUUGUGGUCAUAGAACGUGACAAGAGGCAAUCUGUUCUUCAUAUGUGGCACCUCCAUUUGAAGUCUGUGCAGCCCCGUAUGGCAGAAGUGAGCACAUCAGAUAAACAGCUGACUAUAUCAGAAGAGAAGAGCUUUCGUUUAUUACCAAAUUCUCUCCCACGCUCUGCAUCAGUUGCUAAUCUUCAGACUGCUAGCAAAUUGAUACUUAGCUCCAAAUUGGUCUAUAGUCAACAGUUAAAUCUGCCUGAGGGAGUGGAAGUAAUCCGAGCAACUCCUUCUGCAGGUCACUUGAGUUCAUCUUCUAUUUAUCCAGUCUGCCUUGCGCCUUAUCUAAUAGUGACAUCGUGCUCUGAUGGUAAAGUGAGGUUCUGGCGAUGUACUGUGGAUAAAAACUCAAACUCUGAAGAAGUACGUGCAUAUCGGUGGGAAACUUGGCCUUUGAUGAAUGAGGAAGGAGAACACAAUAACAGUGCAGUGAGUGUCACUGGGCGCCCAGUGGCUGUGAGCUGUUCAUACACAGGGCGUUUAGCUGUGGCUUACAAAGAGUCUCUACAGCCUAAUGGCAUUACGUCAAAAGAAUUUUCAAUGCACGUCUCCAUUUUUGAGUGUGAAUCUACUGGAGGAUCAGAAUGGGUGUUGGAGCAGACAAUUCGUUUGGAUGAUUUAGGCAAGGUUGGAGGUGUCCUGGAUUCAAGAGUUAGUGUCGACAGCAAUUUAUUUGUGUACAAUAAAUCAGACCUUUAUCUUAAAGGCAAAAACAUGAUGUCUAACAUCAAACAUUUAGUGCACUUGGACUGGGUGUCAAAGGAAGAUGGUUCUCAUAUUCUUACAGUAGGAGUGGGUUCCAAAAUUCUAAUGUAUGGAAGAUUGUCAGGGAUUGUAACUGAGCAAGCCACAAGUAAAGAUGGGUUAGCUGUAAUUACUUUGCCACUAGGGGGAAGCAUUAAACAAGGCACCAAGUCAAAAUGGGUAUUGCUGAGAUGUGUGGAUUUGAUAUCUUCUGUAGAUGGAACACCUUCACUUCCAGUUUCUUUAUCCUGGGUAAGAGAUGGCAUUCUAGUAGUUGGGAUGGACUGUGAAAUGCAUGUGUAUGCACAGUGGAAGCAUUCUCCAAAACCAUUAAGCGAUACUGAAAAUGGGAGUUUGUCAUCUUUUGAUGAAUUAGCUGAUGCCGACACAUUUGAGACUAAAAUGCUUCCAAAACGUCACAGUGUUGUUGAUGGAACAACUAUUGUAGAUGAUGUGUUUGGGGUCCCAGGAAUGAUUCAAGAUGGCGGAUUGUUUGAAGCUGCUCAUAUUCUUUCUCCUACUCUUCCUCAAUAUCACCCCACUCAGCUACUGGAACUCAUGGAUUUAGGCAAGGUGCGCAGAGCUAAGGCAAUCCUUUCACAUUUGGUUAAAUGUAUUGCUGGAGAAGUUGCCAUCUUUAGGGACAAAGACCCAGGAGAAGGAGGAGGACCUCGACGCCACCUUUCUCGAACCAUCAGCGUAAGUGGAAGUACAGGGAAAGAUACAAUUAUAGCUGGAAGAGAAGGUACUCGUGAUUAUACAGAAAUAGACUCAAUUCCACCACUACCUCUUUAUGCAUUGCUAUCAGCUGAUCAGGACACAUCUUAUAAAAUUGCAGAAGAAACUGCUAAAGUAGACAAACGUUCACAACCUCAGAGUAAAAAAAUGGAGGAUCAGUAUGCUGAUUUGUUUCAGUCUCCAAGUUUAAGCACAGAUGACUUUGUUGACUUUGUAGUCGAAAAGAAGGAAUCUAAGUCCAAAAUCAUUAACUUAUCCCAGUAUGGACCAACGUACUUUGGCCCCGAACAUGCUCGUGUGCUUUCCAGUCAUUUGAUCCACUCAAGUUUGCCGGGACUUACACGAUUAGAACAGAUGUUCCUUGUAGCUUUAGCUGACACGGUGGCUACUACAAGCACAGAAGUCAAUGAAAACAGGGACAAGGAUUAUUCUGGUGAAACUUUGGAUGAAUGUGGUUUACGUUAUUUGCUUGCCAUGCGCUUGCAUAUUUGCCUCUUGACCUCACUGCCUCCAGUCUAUCGACUUCAGCUUUUACAUCAAGGCUUGUCUACAUGCCACUUUGCCUGGGCCUUUCAUUCUGAAGCUGAGGAAGAGUUGCUUAGUAUGAUUCCUGCCAUGCAGAAAGGGGAUCCUCAGUGGUCUGACCUGAAAGCCAUGGGAGUAGGCUGGUGGAUUCGAAAUAUUAAUACACUCCGCAAGUGCAUUGAGAAGGUUGCAAAAGCUGCUUUUCAGAGAAACAAUGAUGCAUUGGAUGCUGCAUUAUUUUAUCUUGCUAUAAAGAAGAAGGCUGUACUCUGGGGUUUAUUCAGAUCUCAGCAGGAUAAAAAGAUGACUGAGUUUUUCAAACACAAUUUUAGUGAAGAUAGAUGGCGUAAAGCAGCUUUAAAAAAUGCAUUUGCUUUGCUGGGUAAACAGCGCUUUGAGCAAGCUGCUGCAUUUUUCCUUUUGGCUGGUUCUUUAAAGGAUGCUAUUGAGGUGAUCCUGGAAAAAAUGGACGAUAUCCAGUUGGCUAUGAUUAUUGCACGACUGUAUGAAUCUGAUUAUGAAACGUCCUCUACUUGUAAAUCUAUCCUUUAUGAGAAGGUUCUUGGCUGUAAGCCAGGUGGGUCUGAGUUUGCACCAAGUAAACUGCAUCCAGAUCCAUUCCUGCGGAGUAUUGCGUAUUGGACUCUGAAGGAUUAUUCCAAUGCAUUGGAUACUCUGUUAGAACAACCUACAAAGGGUACUGAAGAACAUCCAGGAAUUCUCAUAAAGUCUUGCAAUCCAGUAGUCUUCAGUUUUUACAAUUAUCUUCGUGCCCAUCCACUACUGAUGAGAAGGCACUUUGUUCCUCCUGAAGGGUCAUUGGCUACUUUAGGACUUGCCACAGAGAAAAUCAAUGAAGAUGAAAUUAACCUCAUUGAGAGGAAAUUAUUUUUCACCACAGCAAAUGCUCAUUUUAAAGUUGGUUGCCCAGUCUUGGCUCUUGAAGUACUGUCUAAAAUCCCUAAAGUCAUGAAAAAAUCAAAGCCAUCCUUAACAACUGAAAAUGCUGAUUUGAGUGUCCAAGACCAAAAUGGUAUAGCAGAAAUUGGAGGAAGCGCUAAAGAUGUAAACUGGUCACAGACUGUAGCAGGUUCAUCGGGCCUGGACUGGGAAACCAGUAAUUCUGCUGGCAUUGACUGGGGUGCACCAGUAGUGACAUUUUCUGAUGAGCCACUAAAACUUGAAUGGGAUGAUGAUUUAGAAGAUGAAAAUGAAGAGAGAGAGGCAGGUGGAUUGAUCAUGAAAGAUGCAGAAAUGGUGAAUGAGGCUAACGAUGAGAAAGGAGUUCCUGGAGGGUCCCAAACUGUUCCAAGAGAGGAUUCCAUUUCUACUGACUCUCGAGUUGAUGUAAUAGCAGAACAGUUAAAAUUCAGAGCUUGUUUGAAAAUUCUAAUGACUGAACUUCGAACAUUAGCCACAGGAUAUGAAGUGGAUGGAGGAAAGCUCAGAUUUCAACUGUACAACUGGUUAGAAAAAGAAAUUCAUGCAAUGCACCAAAUCUGCAAUUAUAAAACUGAAGUGAAAGAUUUGGUGGUUGAAAUAGAUAAAAAGAUCAGUGGUUCAUUUGACCAAGAUGAAUUAACUGAAAGUACAGAAGGCGCUUCAUAUGAGAGGCAUCAGAUUGAUCGGAGGAGGCUCCAAGCAAAGCAAGAGCAUGCAGAAAGGAGGAAAUGGUGGCUGCGGAGAAAUCAAGCUCUGCUUAGAGUGUUUCUCAGCUAUUGCAGCCUGCAUGGAGCUCAGGGUGGUGGCUUAGCGUCGGUCAGAAUGGAACUUAUCUUCCUGUUACAAGAAUCACAGCAGGAAACUACUGUGAAGCAGCUUCAGUCCCCUCUUCCUUUACCUACGACUUUGCCCCUCCUUUCUGCAACCAUUGCUUCAACGAAAACUGUGAUAGCCAACCCCAUCAUGCAUUUGAGUAAUCACAUCCAUGAUAUCUUGUACACAGUGGUACAGAUGAAUUGUCCACCUCUUCCAGGUCUUAAGGAUGAGAAGGUUUUUAUUCUGCACACUUCAGCAGCUUCACUCUCAGCCUGCAUUUACCAAUCUCUUUGUGACAGCCACAGCUACAGUCAAACAGCUACAAACCUGUUCACAGGUAUGGUUUAUCAGGGGCUUCUAUUGGGUGAAAGACGUAGACUGCGGACCGAAAGCAUUGAAGAGCACGUAACUCCCAAUUCUUCACCUUCACAUUGGCCUGGUGUUUCAUCACUGAUUAAUCUUCUAGGAUCUGUUCAGGAAGAUGAUCAACCCAAACUGAAUGUGUUGCUUUGUGAGGCAGUGAUUGGUGUUUAUCUAAGUCUUUUGAUUCAUGGUCUUGCUACUCAGGAUAGUAAUGAGCUCUUUCGUUUAGUUGCUCAUCCACUAAAUAAUCGGACCUGGGCUGCAGUAUUUGGAGGAGGUGCAAAAACUAUAAUAAAACCUAAAAAGCGGCCAGAACUUACACCAGUUCCUCCAGAAGACAUUGAUCGAUACCGCCGGAGAUUUAACAUGAAAAUGUUGGUUCCUGGUAGACCUGUAAAGGAGACUUCAACACCACCACCUGUACCUGCAGAUAGACCUUCAUACAAAGAAAAAUUCAUUCCACCUGAACUCAGUAUGUGGGACUAUUUUGUAGCCAAGCCAUUCCUGCCUCCAUCUGAGAGUGGAUUUAUGUACGAUUCAGAUGAAAGUAUUCCUAGUGACGAUGAUGACGACGACGAUGAUGAUGAUGCUUUUAUUUCUGACAUUCAGCUGCAAGAACAUUCUGAUCCUAAUUCGUACAGUUGGGCUCUGAUACGUUUAGGAAUGGUUAAGCUCGCUCUGAACAAUGUGAAAAACUUCUUUCCUGUUGUAGGGUUGGAUUUUGCAGAUCUUCCAGUAACUUCUCCUUUGGGUAAUGCUGUUAUGAAAACCUUGGAAAACUGGCAGCAGAUACUUCAGGCAAAAAUGGAACAGUUUGAAGGCCCGCCUCCAAACUACAUUAACACAUAUCCCAAUGAUUUCUCUAAUGUUGGUGGACCAGCUAUUCUGCGACACAAAGCAAUGCUUGAACCAGAAAACACUCCAUUCAAGUCAAGGCAUUAUUCCACAUUCCCUGUUAAAAGGCUGUGGUACUUCCUGAUCAAACAAGAAAUUCUGCAAGACACAUUUAUAAGAUUUAUAUUCACAAAGAAAAGAAAGCAAAGUGAGUCAGUAGAAGACCAUGUGGACCAAGUCAAACAAAACUACGUCAGGGAACAUCGUGGAAGCAACAAGGUUGAAGCAGAUAUGGGAUUUCCUGGUGGAAAAUCCAAGAUUAUUCAUAAAGAUUCUGAUGCCAUCAUGGCAUUUGCAAUUAAUAAGGCAAAUUCCAAUGAGAUAGUUCUGGCUUCGACACAUGAUGUGCAAGAACUUGAUAUAUCUGCGAUUCUAGCUGCUCAGCCUUUUACCUGGAUUGGUGAAGAUUCAGACAGAGAUUCUAGAAGUUCUGAUGAUCUUGAGCAUCGCUCAGCGGGGAGCACCAGCCAAACAAGUACAACUCAUUUUGGAUCCAGCCAGCUUUCUAGUUCGUCUUCAAUGCCUUGGCUAGGAAGUGGGCAAACCAGCACAGGAGCCACUGUGAUCAUAAAGAGAAAUUUGAAUAAUGUGAAGAGGAUGACUUCUCAUCCAGCUCACCGAUAUUAUCUUACAGGUGCACAAGAUGGAAGUGUCCGUAUGUUUGAAUGGAAUCGGCCGCAGCAGGUUAUAUGUUUCAGACAAGCUGGCAAUGCCAGGGUUACCCGACUUUAUUUUAAUACCCAAGGCAAUAAGUUGGGAGUGGCAGAUGGCGAAGGUUUUCUCAGCCUUUGGCAAGUCAACCAAACUGGAUCUAAUCCCAAACCUUACCUUAGCUGGCAGUGCCAUAGUAAAGCUGCUGGUGACUUUGCAUUCAUUACCUCUUCAAGCCUCAUAACCACAGCGGGGCAAUCCAAUGACAACAGAAAUGUUUGCCUUUGGGAUACACUGAUUUCGCCACAUAACAGUCUUGUGCAUGGCUUUGUCUGCCAUGAAAAUGGUGCCACAGUGCUUCAGUAUGCACCAAAACAGCAACUUCUUAUCUCUGGGGGCAGGAAGGGCUUUGUCUGCAUUUUUGACAUAAGGCAGAGACAGUUGCUGCACACAUUUCAGGCACAUGACUCUGCAAUUAAAGCACUUGCUUUGGACUCUUCAGAAGAUUAUUUCAUUACAGGUUCAGCAGAGGGGAAUAUGAAGGUAUGGAGGUUAACAAGUCAUGGAUUAAUCCAUUCAUUUUCUAAUGAACAUGCCAAACAGUCAAUCUUUCGCAACAUUGGUGCAGGAAUUGUACAGCUGGAAAUCCGGCCAGCCAAUCGCAUCUUUUCCUGUGGAGCAGAUGGAACUUUGAAGACGCGAGUUUUGCCAGAUUAUUUUAAUAUCCCAACUGGAAUGUUUGACAUCUUGUAGUUUACUGGGCUUAUUCUGGUUUCUGGCUAUUAAAAAACAUGGGCAACUCCCAUAUAGUGUGGGAAUGCACAAGCUAUUAGAGCGUGCUUUAUGUUUGAAUGGAAAAGAGAUCCUAGGUUCAGCUCUGUGCAGAACACUUCUAUUAGUAUCAGAUCUUGGAAGACUUGAAAUAUAUAUGAAGAAAGUCAUUUGAAGAAGUGUAGUGUGGCUUUGUGAUUUAAAGGCUUAAGAAUCCAUAUUAUAAACCCAUAGGACAGACAUGCAUGUACUGUAUUAUUACUUUUAAAAGCAAUGCAGUUGCAGGUUGUUGAUAAUGCAUUGUGAACACAAUGCAGAAUCUUUUGGUGUACUGUAAGUGAAUGGACAUUAAAAGUAUGUGCCCAUAGCUAAAAUCCAUCAGCACUGAGGAAAAUUGUAUGUAAUAAUGUAUUGGGAAAUCCCAUAUGUGAUGAUGGCGUGAGUUGAUUUCUAGAAUUUAAAUUCAUUAUUCUAUCUUUUGAAAGAAUUUUCAAUGUUAACACUGCAGCAGAUAAAUGGUCUUAACUCAAAGUUGCAAUGCAGAAAUGGGAUCCACUAUCAUUUGGAUGUACAGUUUAAUUUGACAAUUUAUAGAGAUUUCUUUUUAAUUUAAACACUCAAGUUAAAUCUAUUGAAUGAAGCAUUUAAUGCCUUUAUUGCACACUUCUUAAACCUACUGAGACUGUUGUACUUUAUUGCAAACUAUUCAUCAUAUUAUUGUGUAGUGCAGUCUAAUAAUGGCAUUAUAUAUCUAUACUUGAAAAGCAGAAAAACCAGAUGGUUUUUUUUUGUUCAUUUUGAAUUAGCAUUAUUGUUAGUUUAUCCAUUAAAUCUGAAUAUUGCACUAUAAUAUAAAGUAUAAUAUGAAGACAUUUGUAUUUAAAAAUGGAAGAAUCCUAUAAUGUGUAAAAGAUUUGGAUUUCCUUGGAUGAAUGUCUGGCUUAACUAGCCCAACACAUUAUGUAAUAUGCUGAACACUUAAGUUAUUUUAUUCUGUGAAUUAAGAUAACAUGCAAUCAAGAGCUGUGUAAGGUCUUCUAUUUUGCCUGUAUAUACUUUUUAAUUUAUUGUAUUUUUGUUUCCUGUAUGUACAUCUUGCUAAAAAUAGUAAGUAAAUCCUGAGGACCAUGAGAUAGUAUUUUGACACAUUGUCUGUGAAGUUGUCUUCUCAUAUUUUGUGUCUGUAUUCUGUAACAAAUUCAUUGCAUUUCUUUGUGGACUGAGCAAGGUAUGGUCUUUACACCUAGCGCUUUGAACUAUACCCAAAAUAGUUGUGCGUCCCAGUCUUUGUAAGAAUAAAUUUUUAAUGUGUGUA